Molecule: messenger RNA, 6727 nt
Organism: Amoebophrya sp. A120
Lineage: Eukaryota; Dinophyceae; Syndiniales; Amoebophryaceae
Source: the annotation of a GenBank genome assembly
AGUCGAAUUCAAGCUCGUUUGUCUUGUCGCGCUUAGGCCACUUUAUUUAGGUUCGUGUAGCCAUUCAGAAGGAUUCAUCACACAGUGUUUUUUUGAACGAGCCCUAAUAUUAUUGUCUUCACGUUGAAAUCUUAAGAGCGGAGCACGUCUCUGAAUAUGUAACCGGAACAAGAAGUCACCUACUAGCACCACGACUCUUUUGACCAACAUAGAAGAACCAUGGCGGAGCAGGCGAGUCCGACUCCUGUCGUUCCGCUCGCGACCGCGAACGCAACAACCUCCUCCGUAUCGGGGCUUUCUUGGCUUCUGGGCGUUGCGCUACUGAACGUUUCCUCCUUCACGUGUACAUUGGGCCUGGUUGUGCAGAAAUGGUCAACGUUGCAAAAAGACUGGAGCAAGCUCGUCUGGAUCCUCGGGUUCGCAGUUUUUAUGCUCGGAAACAUCGUCAACGCCGCGGCGCUCACGUUGGCUCCGCAGUCUUUGCUAUCGUGCCUGGCGCCGACCACGCUGGUCUACAACUCGAUUUUGUCUCCCUGCAUCCUGGGCGAGAAAUUAUGCAUUGCAAAAGUAUCGUACUAGUAUAAAUCGCAAUACAAAUUUUUUCAAGAAGAAAAAUGGAAUUUGUAAUGCUGUUUUACCUUAGGAAGGACAUUUGUCAUGCAUAUUUGCAAUUAGUACGAGUACGAUACUUUUGCACAGGAUAGAAAUUCACCAAGUACCAUUCCGCCUCGAUCGUGUGCAUCUUCGUGGGCUGUUUCAUAACGGUGAACUUCGGUCUCCAUCCCCCCUCAAACGCACAGACGAAACUAACCGUGGAGCAAGUGUGGUAUUUCGCGACCCGACCUCUGUUCCUGGUCCUGAUCUCGCUCAGCGGCAUUGUCGCACUCAGCAUCUCGGGGCCCAUCGUCGCGUGGCGGAAGAGCGGUUUACCAAUCUGGGCGUUGAGGGAGAAGGUGUCGGCUUUGCAGCUGAUGUGCCUUUCCUGCAUCUUCGGGGCGAUUUCGAUUACGAACACGAAGAUCACGUCGACGCUUUUUGCGAACAAGUACGUGGAAAACGAAAACACAGCAGCGAGUACAAGUCUGCCAUAUUGGAUUCUGACUACAGAAACCGGCAGAGUGUGCCUGUUGCUUGCGACCUUCGGAAUUUUCGCCGUCGCAUUUUUCUCCAUCGGACUCCUAAAUGUCACACUCACGCUCUACAGCUCCCUGACCACAGUAUUAAUAUUUAGUCUUAGUGAUUUUUAUGAUUUGCUAGGUAAUAAACCAGCCAAACCCCGGCGAAAGCCGCCGGGGUCGGGGCUGUACGUUAGAGGGGACCCAGGGGAGAGGUGAUUCCAAGGUAGAGGGGGGUGGGGCAGGGGAAAUCGAGCGCAGACAAACCGAUAACGCAGCGACGGUGCGGAACGUGGAACGACGUUGAACAGAGCGGUCCGGAGCGAAGAGCCUCGUAGUGACGGAGACGGAGACGCGCGGAGAAGCGGCUUCAUUCACGAUCAAAUAUUUUUCACAAUACCGCUUUCAUUCAUCAAUCAUUCACAAUACCGCUUUCAUUCGAUCAAAUAUUCAUUCACAAUCACGAUCAAAUAUUUUUCAUUCACGACCGGUUUGGCAAAAAUGCGCCACAAAUACCGCCCUCUUGGGGUGGGCGGGGCUGCUAGAUGUUUGCGAUGGUGUUUGGCUGGCGCCAAUCACCGUCACAAAAUGGAGCGCGUCCACUUUCAGGGGACCUCCGCUAUCAGGGGUCCCCCGCUUUUCGGGGUCUCUGCGCCGAGCCAUGGGCCCCCGCGCCUGGGGGUCGGUCGUAGCGCUAUCAAGGCUCGGCGCCUUUAGGGGACCCCCCCCUAGCUGGGGCACGUUCGCACUCGAAGGGCCACCGCUUUCAGGGGUCCUCCGCUUUCAGAGGUCCCCGUUCUGGGGGUUGAGCUUCCGCGCUCGGCGGUUCCGGUGCCUUUUCCGGGCGACGCGCUUGCCGGGGGGGGAGAGGAGGAGUUCGCGCGCGAGCGCUGCGCCCCCGAGGCGGUUGCACCGCUGCGGGGGCAUUUCUUUCAGGGGCCCGGCUUUCGGGUUCCGCGGCAGAGGGCCGCUCUUCUGUGCUUUCCGUGUGAUUUUUAUGAUUUGCUAUGUAAUUUAGUCUUAGUGAUUUUUAUGAUGUGUAUAUUUAGUCUUAGUGAUUUUUAUGAUUUGCUAUGUCUGGCAUUGUUAAGCUUGCUGAUUUGUUUCAAGUUAUGAAGUCAUGCAUUACUAAUAAUUAUGUGAACGUGUGUGGAAAUGUACUUCUUCAAAAAGUAGGCAUACCCAUGGGCUUGUCAAGCGCGAACUGUAUCAUAGAUACAGUUCUUUGCUCGCUUGAAAGCCGAUAUUUAGAAAAAAUUUCAUAUGCAGAACGCCUCAAUUUCCGGGGAACAUGCAGAUAUGUCGACGACAUCAUAUCAGAAAACACAAAUUUUGUACGGUGUUGGCAUGACAUAUACGAUUCGACGGGUUUAACCCUCGAAACGGAAAGUUUAGGUAAAACGGCGGUAUUUUUAGAUUUAGAAUUAACAAUAGUAAAAGAAGUUGUGCACUAUAAAACCUUCUCUAAAAACUCCUUAUUUUCCUUCGCUGUUAAGCGGUACGUUACUGGUCGUUCUUGUAUUAGUAAAUCUACAAUUUUUUCCAGUUUUUGUGGUAGUUUUCUUCGCUUUUAUACCAAUAACAACCUAUUUUUGUAUUUUUUACGUGAAGUAACAGAGCUUAUUCUUCGAAUGAAGCCCUUACUUGGCUUCAAAAUCAUUAGGAAAACAAUUGAAAUUCUCAUCACCAGACAUGUAGAAAAUAAGUGGUUAGACAGCGUUUCACUGCGUCGCAUUUUGCUUACUUUCUGCAUGAAGGUCCUAGAAUACAAGUUUCAAUAUAUCACAAAAUAGCUACCUAUACAUAUCUCCCCAACCCCCCCCCCGCUACGACAUGUGCGAAAUGUGUCAUACUUGCAUCUCCCUCGUUUGUGUCAUGCGCUACCUUCUGUUCUGUCAUGCAGGCCCACAAUAUGUGGUUGUUUUUACCAUUACACAUUUCCACGCCUUCUUAGAAGUCACAAAAUAUGUUCCGACAUAUUUUACUUCUCAAAAAAGGUUGUCGUGCAUGGACGGGUUUUACAAAAUGCAUAACUUUCAUACUGGGUGAGGUUAUAAACUCCAAAAAUUAUUAACAAAGUCAUGAACUAAAUAUUUUGUGUUUUUUUGAUGCUAAAUUAUUGUAAUCUGCGUGCUUUUACCUAUUUGUAGUUACCAUGACAAGGUGAAUUUGCCCUUCGACAGGAGUCGACCGUGAGUUGUUCUUCCUUCGCCUCGACGUUCUGAGCGCUCUGAUAUCGUUCGUAUAUCUUUUUGUAGUUUCUUUAUGUGCUGAUGCUUUUAGGACGGUAUGCGAUGAUUUCAAUGUUGUCUCUCCUUUUCUCCUUCGGUUUUGUUUAUUGUCGUUCUUAUUUUUAUCGAUUUUUGCUCUCUUUUGUGGCUUUGCAUUUAGGACGGUGUGCGACGUUUUCGAUGAGAGAUACUCUUUUCUACUUCGGUUUUGUGUAUUAUUCGUACUCGUUUUGUAUUUACGUAUAUCGGUCUCUCGGUUUCGCCUGCACGUUCCCUCGAAUUUUUAUUUCCAUGUUCCUCGAUUUGCUCGUUCUUCGAUCUCUCGGCUCUCGAUCUCGAUCUCUCGAUCUCGACACUCGAUCUCGAUCUCUCGCUCUCGAUCUUUCUGUCUGGUGCUGUUUUCGGUUUACUAGGAUCUAAAUUAUCUACGAUCCUUACGAUCACCAACACGUUAGAUCUGUGAGUUCCUUGCUGGUGAACCGGUACCCUUGUCCUCUUGGAACACGAUGCCACAUUUCUAAGCGAGCACUCCCAUCCUGUCCUCACUAGGUCUACUUCAUCGGGUAGAGAGGCACUCGAUGGUGAGACGGCAAGGGCCGAAGUGUUGUUCUUAGUUGCGCGCAUAGCUAGUUAUCUACGAGCGAAUCAAAAUUCAAAAAAUCAAAACCAACAGGUAAAGUACCUCCAAAAAUAAAAAACAAAAAUAGCUUAAAUAGUUCGCAUGCGUGACAUUCUUGUAUCAUUCCCAAAACUUCUCAAAUCUUGACAUUUAGUCUUAGUGAUUUUUAUGAUUUGCUAUGUAAUAAAUAGGUAGUUAGCUUGGGCUGGCGUACAUCUAUAUGCGCCUCUUCCAUCCUUUUGGGCUUCAGUCUGGGCCGGGUUGCCACGUCUUCAGGGCGUCGCGGUAUGUUUUCUACACUGGGAAAUGACCUGGCACACUCGGGGCCGGCGGCCUCUCUUCCCUGGGAGAUUGAUGUUGGUAUGCGCACUCCCCGACAAGUAGUUUUGCGGAGACCCCCCGCAUCCGCGCGGAGGAUCUCGGAUAAUAUUCUCCAAAGACUGUAGCUGUUCCGUCUCUUCGUCUUCUUGAAAGUGCUUCUAUUGGCGCGCCGGUAAUGUUGGGGGCAUUGCUUAUGUGCCCAGAGGUCUUGUCUAUUUUGCAAGGUGACAUCUUGUGGCCGGGGUCGCCACUGUUCGGCAGCGUCGCUUGGCGCCUUAUUUCCGUGCUCUAUGGUCGAUAUCGAUAUACCUUCUGUCCUCGAUCCCGCCUUGCUUUGGGAACAGGGGUCGUUUGGCACUGGCGGUACCCAAUCCGUUACCCUUGCGAACUUGUUCCCAUGCUUCGGCUGGGGUUCUUGGUGUCCAAUUUGUUCGCCCUCUGUUCCCUUAGCAGGGCGGGGCCGAGGAUCCUCCAAGUCAAUUACAAUUUGUGGCGCUACAUAUUUAUUGCUUCUUGUGGGACGAUGGCGCUUCGGGAUGGUUGUGGUUCUCUGGUGGUGGAUUCGUCUUUAACAGGAUGUCUCUAUGGGCACGGUGUGCCCUCGUUGGCGCGCCGAUACAAUCAUAGGCGCACGGAUUCCUUCCGGCGGUAAGGGGCUCGCGCGCGAGCCUGUAUGCCUUGGGGGCUACGAUAGCGUUAUCGUUCGCCGCGCGCUCCUUGGGAGGACCUUUUGUCGCUAGCCGCGGCAGGCAUUGUUAGGUCUAGUGCCUCUAGUGACACUUUGGUGCACGCGGAGGCGGAAGGGGGGCCGCAAAGGGGCGGCUGUUCGUGCUCGGUCUUCUGUUGUUUGUCAGUAUCACGAAGACCGGCGCACGCGCCGGGGCGUUUUGUGCUCACUCAGGGCAGCUACGUUUCAAGUCUUGCGGGCUUUGAGGCUUUGCUGAGUUUACUCUGGCGGAAUUGGUGUCGUCACUGUAUUGCCGGAUCCAGAUGUGGUCACGUUUUUCGCGGUUACAUGGAGCGCGCCUUCCGUUCGGGCUAUAGCUGCGGAGUAGGGGCUCUGGGGCAAGUGGGGCUGGGCUGGCGCUUCUCCCCCCAUAUAACCACCUGCGGUGGGGUUCUGGGGGGUCUUGCCUGUUGGCCAGGUGGUGGUGGAGUGGGUCGUUCCCUGCUGCGGGAGCGAGGGUUCGACCCGCUCGACCCAGCCCCAAGGGCGCCGUCCAACGGGUUGCUCGGGUUGGUUGGACGCAUAGGAUAACAGAUGGAAGGAACGCAACGAAAUAGUCUUAGUGAAGAUUUUUAUGAUUUGCUAUGUAAUAAAUAUGUUCAUCAUGGCUGUAGCUUGAAGUUGAAUGCGAAUCAGGAUUCUGUGCUCUUCCGACUUUUUUUUGUCUACUAUCUUCACAUUAACUUAAGCGAAACACAGCAAAAAAACACUGACAGCCAACACACUUUAUAACAGGUGACACUCGACUGUGUUUUAGGCCUCGCGAUGCAGUCGCUCUACGGUGCUGUGUUUUUCGAGGAGUACAAACUUUACUCCAGAGCAGCCUUUUUUGGGACCGUCUGCGGCGUCAGCUGUUCCUUUGUCGGUUUGGCGUGUCUGCACCUGGCCGGAAAGGAGGAGGAAAGAAUGAUGGUGAACAUUCCAACCGCUUUCGGAGUCGACGACAUAGACAGGCAUCGAGUUGGGACGAAGGAUCACUGCAGCCCGUCGCUACUCAACCACCAGAAGUUCGGGCCAAACGCGCACCUGCUCGAGCGGAGCGUCAAAAAGCUCCGAGGAAUUUCCGAAGAAAGGAUAUUGGUGCCCGCUUCGCCGAUUCCCAACGUCACUGAUCAGGACGGCGUCGAGCCUUGUAGUGGUUUAACCCCCGCUUCAGCGACCUACAACACGUUCCAUGAGCCCGUGCGAGGAAUUGCGCCGGUUGGGGCAAAGACAGCCAACGUAGCACCUUCAUCAAAACAAAAUCAAUAUCAAAAACUUUCAAGAAGCGGUUCCAGUACCAGUUCUGCUAGUCACUCUACCACUGCUAGUACAGUCAGGUCGGCCAGUAGUUCGAGUUGUGAUUCCUGAGUUCUUGUAGUACUAAGAGGGCAUCCGCAUCAAAACUUAAACUCGAUCUCCUGCUUUCAGACUCUCUGGCUGACGCAGGAGCAGGACCAGAUCAUUUUCAUGCGGAUGAACCGUACCCGUAGUGGUAUCGUUGCAUAAUUGAUCCUGAAGGACCACACUAAGUAAGAUCUAGACCAAUUGGCGCGAUGGCUGUUCCUUUCCCAUUCCAAGGCUGUUAGUGCCCAAUUUGGAUCUGCAAGUUGUACGUAGUAAGUAAGGUCGGCGGCAGUACAACGUACAGAUGAAGAUGAACUGCAUAGCAACGGAGAUCUUGUAUAGCUGAGACAAUCAGACAUGUAAUGAAAGUGCUACCCAGCAAUCAAAA